Molecule: messenger RNA, 825 nt
Organism: Letharia columbiana
Lineage: Eukaryota; Fungi; Ascomycota; Lecanoromycetes; Lecanorales; Parmeliaceae
Exons: 3
Coding region: 1-825 (274 amino acids)
Biological process (GO): fatty acid beta-oxidation
Cellular component (GO): peroxisome
Molecular function (GO): delta(3)-delta(2)-enoyl-CoA isomerase activity; enoyl-CoA hydratase activity
Source: RefSeq, a predicted model, not a curated record
AUGCCACCAAUUCCCCCACUCUUCACACUUCCAAUCCAGCCCAAUGGGCGGAUAACAUGCACGCAACCCUCCCCCCGCAUCUAUCUCCUAACCUUCGAAUCCCCCCCCGACAACCGCCUAACCCCCUCCUUCUGCAGCUCAUUUCUGCUCGCGCUCGAUAUACUGGACCACCGCUUUCCGAAAGGGGUGGUAGUGACGACGUCGGGCAUACAGAAAUUUUAUAGCAAUGGGUUGGAUUAUGAGAGUGCGGUGAAGGAAGGGGCGAGGUUCUGGGGUGGGAGUUUGUAUCCGCUUUGGAGGCGGCUGUUGACAUACCCAAUGCCAACCCUAGCCCUCCUCCCUGGCCACGCUUUCGCAGCCGGCUUCAUGACAGCGAUGAUGCACGACUACCGGCUCAUGAAUCCGCACCGGGGCUUUCUGUGUCUCAAUGAGCUCGAUUUCGGUGCGCCGUUGAAAUCGCCCAUGGCGUCCAUCUUCAGACAGAAGGUGCCCAGUCCGAAUACGUUUCGAACCAUGAUUCUGGAGUCGAAGAGGUAUGGGGCGUUGGAGGGACUGAAAGAGGGGUUGGUGGAUGGUCUUGGGGCAAUGGAAGAAGUGGUGGUGUUUGUGAGGGAGAUGGGGUUGCUUGAUAGGGGGAAGACGGGGGUGUAUGGGAGGUUAAAAAUGGAGAUGUGGGGUGAGACGGUGGGGUUGUUGGAUAAUGUCGAAGAGGGGGAGAGGAGAGGAGAAAGGGAGAUGGAGGACUAUUCAAGACGGCAGGAAGAGGAGAAGAGGAGGGUUGAAGAUUGGGAACGAAGAAAUUCGGAUGGGAGGUCGAAGUUGUAA